This is a messenger RNA of Drosophila simulans, 734 nucleotides long. RefSeq names its product cuticle protein 7 (gene Cpr30B). The transcript is spliced from 2 exons. Gene Ontology annotation, cellular component: extracellular matrix. The coding region runs from base 89 to 550 and encodes 153 amino acids. The record is from RefSeq and is a predicted model, not a curated record. Lineage: Eukaryota; Metazoa; Arthropoda; Insecta; Diptera; Drosophilidae.
GGACUACCCAGAUUAAUUACUUCGAUUUCGAUCUUUGUCGAGUGCAUUUCAAUACCCAAAGAGUUCUGAAAGGACCAAAUACCACAAAAUGAUGGGAAAAGCUACCUAUUUGUUGUGCCUGUGCCUGGCCAGCGCCGUUUGGGCCAUUGAAUUGCAGGCGGAGCCGGACUACGGACCAGUGGCCUACGAGUUCCAGUGGUCGGUGAACGAUCCCCACACCGGCGACAUCAAGAGCCAAAAGGAGUCCCGCAAGGACGACAAGGUCGAGGGCGUCUACGAGCUGAUCGAUUCCGAUGGCUAUCGCCGCAUAGUGCAGUACAAGGCGGAUGAUCACAACGGCUUCGAGGCGAUUGUCCAGCGUGAGCCCACGGACAUCAAGAUACCGCUGCCUGAGCCACCCAAGAAGCUCCUGGCCGCCAAGAUCCUGACUCCCGUGCUGCCGGUGGCGCCGCUUGUCCACUACGCCGCUCCCAAGGCCAUCAUCAAGCAGGAGCUGUCCGCCGGGAACUAUGUCUCCGUAUCCGGACCAACAGCACAGUACAAGUACUGAAAGGAUCUAGUGACUGACUUCAGCUGCAUAAACCCAUUAGGAACCCCUUCUCGACCCGGGAAAACUCACUGCCAUACAUCAUAAUUUAGUUACAAUUAAGACAAUUGAGUGUACAUACAGACAGCUUACAUUAACCUACUAUAAAGAUGCAUCCCAUUCAAUCUGUUCGCAGAGGAACACAAAA